CGACACAGACGCCAGCAACGUCAGCUCAGGGGCUGUGCUGGCUCAGACAACGCCUGGGGGAGAGAGAGUAGUGGCAUACUACAGCAGGACACUCAACAAGGCAGAACGUCGCUACUGUGUCACCAGAAGAGAGCUGCUCGCCGUGGUCAGUGCCAUACGGCAUUUUAAGUAUUACCUGGGCGGCCUCAACUUCACGGUGAAAGCGGUUCACUCUGCUUUGCAGUGGCUCAUGUCUUUCAGAGAACCAGAAGGUCAGCUGGCACGCUGGAUCGAAGAGCUACAAGCCUAUAACAUCACCGUGGUCCACAGGCCAGGGGCCCAGCAUGGGAAUGCUGACGCACUUUGCCGCCACCCUUGCAGCACUGACUCCUGCCAGUACUGUGAGAAAAGAGAGAUACUGGAGAGAGAACAGCUACACCCUGAUGUGAGAUGUGCAGCUGUGGGUGAGGAGGGGCCGACCACUAGCCAGGGACUGGCAGCUGUGGAUGGAGCAGCAUGGGCACACGAACAGGGGCGUGAUGUAGACAUCAGACCGGUGCUUACCUGGGUGGCGGCACAACGUCAACCUCCAUGGGAAGAUGUUGCCAUGUUUUCCCGAGCCACAAAGGGACUCUGGUCGAUGUUUGGAGUCCUGCGCCUGUGUGAUGGAGUGCUACAGAGGGGGUGGAAGGAGCCAGCCACGGGAGAGACACGGUGGCAGGUGGUGGUGCCAAAGGGCCUGCGGGAGACGGUGCUCCAAGCAGUGCAUGGUGCGCCUGGAUCUGGUCACUUUGGGGUAGCCAAAACCCUCCGCCGCCUCCGACAGGGGUUCUAUUGGGGCCAACAUCGGCGAGAUGUGGAAGACUAUUGUCGCCACUGCACGGAAGGGCCCCACAGAGAGAUCUCAUGCUCAGCUCCAGCAGUUUCCAACAGGGUGCCCCAUGGAAAGGGUGGGAAUUGAUGUUCUUGGGCCGUUUCCCCGUACAGACAGGGGAAACCGUUACAUUCUCACCGCCAUGGACUAUUUCACCAAGUGGCCAGAGGCUUACAGUCUGCCAGACCAGGAGGCUGAGACCAUCGUGGAUUGGCUCCCACAAGACCGGCAGGUUCAUUCAUUCUCUAUGGUAGUGCUAAACCACUACGGACGUAAUGCGCACUCCAGCCACUGCCGCCUUUGGCACUGUAACCGCCUAAAACUCCGUCUCGCCUCCUCGACUGUGUCAGUGAACAGAGAAGAGGAGAGACGAAGUCGACAUCGCCAACUACUCCUGACAUUUGGAUAUAUUUUCUUCAAACUAAGGCCAGCAUGGAAAAACCAUUCAGUUUCUUUCCUGGGAGGAUGGAAGUUGUUUUUCGCAAUGGACCUCGAGGUUACCUGCGUCAGGAUCCAACUGAUGCAGCUAAGCUCCUCAAGGACAACCCUUCUCUGCAGGACAAGUCUGCACCUCUAAAGGAGGACACAGUGAGACAGAAUGCCCUGACUGUGGUCUGUCAGAGAGGAGGGGAUGCCUCAGACAACACAGAGGUGCUGGGGGAUUACAUUUUGCAGUUUGGCAAAUAUAAGGGCAAAUCCUUCGGGUGGCUGUUACAGAAUGACGUAGGCUAUACAGUCUACCUCAUUAAGCACACCCAGAAGGAAGAGGCUGCCGGAGUGCACACGACUGAGGGGCACAGCGAGGCCAGCAUGGCAUCUUUUGUGGGUUAUGC
Molecule: messenger RNA, 1686 nt
Organism: Dicentrarchus labrax (European seabass)
Lineage: Eukaryota; Metazoa; Chordata; Actinopteri; Moronidae
Exons: 2
Coding region: 230-940 (236 amino acids)
Source: RefSeq, a predicted model, not a curated record